Molecule: messenger RNA, 2205 nt
Organism: Metschnikowia bicuspidata var. bicuspidata NRRL YB-4993
Lineage: Eukaryota; Fungi; Ascomycota; Pichiomycetes; Serinales; Metschnikowiaceae
Product: ubiquitin-protein ligase
Exons: 1
Coding region: 132-1973 (613 amino acids)
Biological process (GO): protein ubiquitination
Molecular function (GO): ubiquitin protein ligase activity
Source: RefSeq, a predicted model, not a curated record
GCUACACGGUCUUUCACCCCAUCUGGCCCAUUUCAAGCGUUCCAGCCCGCAGGCCCCUGGGACCAAUUUUCCCAAAAAAACAAACACAAACACAGCCCACAGCCCCGCCCGGCCCCGUUGCCCGCUGCCCAAUGGAGUGCCCCAUAUGCCUCGAUGCGAUGAGCCCAUCGUCCAUUGUGGGCCGGAUUCUGGGCUGCUUGCACGCGUACCACCAGCCCUGCGUCAUGCAGUGGCUGCAGCUCCUGAACCGGUGCCCGACGUGCCGCAAGCCGUUCUACGAAAUCGAGUUUGUGGCGCCCGCAGCGCCCGCCCGCGUCAUCAAGCGCAUCGCGUUCAAAGAUAAGCUUUUGGCCUCCGAUGCCAUCGACCACAUCCCGGCCGAGUUCGUGAUUCCGCCGCCGGUGUAUGGCGCGGCCGCCGGGGCAUCGCGCGAUGCCCGCGACGACGCCGUGCUGCCGCAGAACGGCGUCUGCCUCAUCUGUUCCAGUGCCCAAUAUUCGCAGGCCCGGCACGCCAUGCUUUCGUGCAUAGGCUGCGGCGGCCACUUCCACGCGCCGUGCUUGGGCCUCGGGGCCGGCGGCUCGUGGUUCUGUCCGUUUUGCGACUGCCGCCAGGAAAUCCCCGGGUACGCCCGGCCCGCCACGGCCCGGCCCGGGCCUGUUUCUGGAUGGCCGCAUUCCGGGCCUCGCCGGCCGCCGCCUGCGGUCGCCAGAGAGACCAGUUCCGCCCGGCGCGGCCGGCGUUUGCUCUCCGAGGCGCUGGGGCCGGAUUCCGCCGGAUCGGGGCCGGACCGAGGCCCCUGGGAAGACGGGAACACGGACCCCGGGCCGCGGCCAGCAUACGCCGGGCCGGGGCGGAUGCGGGCCGCCUGGAACGGCGGUGUUUUGCUCCGGCGCCAGGCACGCGAGCUCCAGACCUUGACGCCCGAGGAGAGGUCGGCGUGGGCCGUUCUCGAAGACGCCCGCUGCGGGAACAUGGGCGGCGGUGUGGAAAGCGUGGUUGCAGGGCCCAGCACCCGGCGAAAGCGCCGCCGGCCACGCUUGCCGGGCGCUCGUGGCGACUCCGGGGGUUCAGGGGGGACCGGUGCCAAUUUGGGUGCCAAUUUGGGUGCCAAUUUGGGUGCCAAUUUGGGUGCCAAUUUGGGUGCAAAUUUGGGUGCAAAUUUGGGUGCAAAUUUGGGUGCAAAUUUGGGUGAACCUCUGGAUCUAAAUCCAGGUCUAACUUUGGGUGCAUCUCUGGGUGCAACUGUGGGUUUAUGUCCGGGUGCAUCUCUAGAUUCAAAUCCAGGUCCAACUUUGGGUGUAACUCCGGGUCCAGCUCUGGCCCCAUCUCCGGGCCCAUCUCCAGAUCCAUCUCCCGAUCAAAAUCGAGAUACACUCCCAUAUUCAAGCACAGAACCAGAUCCCCCCGGCGCCCUGGACAAUGCUUCUCGCCCAAGCCACAGCCGGAUUGCCCUGCUCAUGACCCAAAUCAAGGCACGCCUGAUCACGGGGCUUCCGCCCAGAUUCCCCACCGCCAACACCCCGCCACAGCAGUCUUCCAGCCCCCCAUCCAAUGACCCCAGGCCGCUCCUGCAAAAUCACAGCGAUUCAUCAAAAAGCCCUCGCGGGCCGAACAGCCCGGUCGUUUCUUCGGCAAGCCCUGAAGCCAAGCGAUGGGGCACGGACCCUGGUCCUCGGCCCUUGACGCUCCUUGAAAAGCUGAUGGUGCAGACUCACGUGAGGAAUAUUCUCCGUCCGCUUUAUCGGGGACAGGGAACAAGGCGCAUCUCCACCGAGGAUGAAUACGUGCGUAUCAACAGAAGCCUUUCCCGGCAAAUCUACUCCCAUAUCUCGUCCUUGUGCACGUCGCAGGGCCCGCAGAUCUACGUGGAGCUAUUCCAGGGUGAGCAUGGCAAACUCAAGCGCUUGGUGGAUGCUCACGUCGAGGGCUGGACCCACGACAACGUCUCCCUCGUGUCUCGGAAAGAGUGAGGGUUUAUUAAGGCAGGUGUUGCAGUCGAGGGAUAUUCUGAUGGAACUUUCUGUAUUGUUGGGGGUUCUAAGGAAGAUCCUAUAAUGUGAAGCUUCUGUAUUGGUGAUGUGGUUGCGUCCUGGCGCUUGUAGUAGUGUUUCUGUAUUGGUACUGCUGUAUUGGUACUGCUGUAUUGGUACUGCCGUAUUGGUACUGCCGUAUUGGUACUGCUGUACUGGUACUGCUGUACUG